Molecule: messenger RNA, 1267 nt
Organism: Megalops cyprinoides (Indo-Pacific tarpon)
Lineage: Eukaryota; Metazoa; Chordata; Actinopteri; Elopiformes; Megalopidae
Gene: ndufa9a
Product: NADH:ubiquinone oxidoreductase subunit A9a
Exons: 11
Coding region: 13-1158 (381 amino acids)
Cellular component (GO): mitochondrion
Molecular function (GO): protein-containing complex binding
Source: RefSeq, a predicted model, not a curated record
UAUCAGAAAAACAUGGCGGCCGUUACUCUGGUCUGCCGUCGUCCUGCGAGUGUCCUUCCCAGGAUUUUCAGUGAUGGCUCCCCUGUGGUGCUGGCCUCUGCCCCCGUGGCAGUCCAGCAGAGGAAAGUCCAUCAUUCUGUCAUCCCCCGAGGCAAGGGUGGCCGCUCUUCCUUUAGCGGGAUAUCAGCCACUGUCUUUGGCGCCACUGGCUUCCUGGGCAGAUAUGUGGUCAAUCGUCUUGGGCGUAUGGGUUCUCAGAUUGUGGUUCCUCACCGCUGUGACCAGUAUGAUAUCAUGUACCUCAGACCCAUGGGAGACCUGGGCCAGAUAAUCUUCCUGGAAUGGGACGCCAGAAACAAGGAGACCAUAAAACAAGCCAUGGCUCACUCCAAUGUGGUCAUCAAUUUGGUGGGAAGAGAGUGGGAGACAAGGAACUACCGCUUUGAGGACAUCUAUGUGUCAAUCCCACAGGCGAUUGCCAAAGCAGCCCGUGAAGCAGGCAUCCCAAAGCUUAUCCAUAUGUCCCACCUGAAUGCAGACAUCCGUAGCCCCUCAAAAUAUCUGCGGAACAAGGCAGUCGGGGAGCAAGCAGUAAGAGAUGAGUUCCCCGAUGCGGUCAUCAUGAAGCCCUCUGAGAUGUUUGGGAGGGAGGACAGGUUCCUCAACCACUUUGCAAAUAUGCGCUGGUUUGGGAGAGCCGUGCCCAUGAUAGCUCUGGGGAAGAAGACGGUCAAGCAACCUGUGCAUGUUGUGGAUGUGGCCAAGGCUAUUGUCAAUGCCAUAAAAGACCCUGACUCCAAUGGGAAAACCUAUGCUCUAGUUGGGCCCAACCGGUAUCUCCUGCAUGACCUGGUGGAGUACGUCUACGCUGUGGCGCACAGGCCGUUUGUACCUUACCCAAUGCCACGACCGCUGUAUCACAUGAUUGCAAAGUUUUUCGAGAUGAACCCGUUUGAGCCGUGGACAACUUGUGACAAAGUAGAUCGGCUCCACCUCACAGACAUGAAGUACCCAGGCCUGCCUGGCCUGGAGGACCUCGGUAUCGUGCCCUCCUCGGUGGAGCAGAAGGCCAUCGAGGUCCUGCGCCGUCACCGCCGCUUCCGCUGGUUAGAGGCUGAGCUGGGGGAGACCAAGCCAGCCAAGACGGUCGAUAUCUGAGCAGCCCGGGAGGGCCUGGCAGCACCUGCCCACUACCACGCCACCAGGGCGGCGCUCUGCACACAAUGCUCCCUUUUAUUUUACCAAUCUUCUGUACAUAUGAGAAAGC